Messenger RNA from Rosa rugosa (rugosa rose), 552 nucleotides. RefSeq lists its product as uncharacterized. Bases 1 to 552 code for a protein of 183 amino acids. NCBI's taxonomy places the organism in Eukaryota, Viridiplantae, Streptophyta, Magnoliopsida, Rosales, Rosaceae. The record is from RefSeq and is a predicted model, not a curated record. The transcript has a single exon.
AUGUCAAAUCUCAACAAGCUUGACUUUGUCGCUUUGGAAGUUUCCGGAAGGAACUAUCUCAAGUGGACCCAAGAUGUCAAGCUUCAUCUGACUGCAAAUAAGAUGAGAUCAACGAUUAUUGCUGACAAUAUCACCCCUGAAGACAUGAAGGCAAGGGCUAUGAUUUUCAUCAGGAAACAUAUGGAAGAAGCACUCAAGGUGGAAUAUUUAGCUGAAGAGGACCCACGAUCUCUUUGGGUCGCUCUAGAAGAGCGAUUCAACCAUCAAAGAGCCAUCUACUUGGCGGAAGCAAGACACGAUUGGCAGAACAUACGCUUCCAGGAUUUCAAGACUGUCAAUGAGUAUAACUCUGAAAUCUGCCGGAUUCGGUCACUCCUAAAAUUCUGUGGAGAAGAGCUCACAGAAGCUGACCUACUGGAGAAAACUUUCUCCACCUUCCCUCCUUCCUGUAUGGUCCUGCAGCAACAAUACAGGGAAAGAAACUUUGCUAGAUUCUCUGAAUUAAUCACCAUCCUGUUGCUCGCUGAAAAGAGAACAACAACCUACUUUUGA